AUGGCGGGCGAGCCUCUCGAGGAAUUGAUUGAAUUCAACCCCUGCGAUCCCUUGGGUCUCUGCGCGGACCUGGACCUGGACAUGGACGAGGAGGGCGGCGACGAGGAGGGCGGCGACGAGCAAGGCGGCGACGAGCAAGGCGACGAGGGUGAGGAGGGCGAGGAGGAGGAGGAUGAGGAGGAGAAGAAGAAGAAGAAGAAGCAGGACCCGGCCGCCACCGGUGCGGCCGCCAAGGAGGGCAAGAAGAAGAAGAAGAAGGGCGGCUGCUGCAGCUGCUGCUGCUGCUGCUGCUGUGGUGGCGACGACGACGCCAAGAAGGACGGCGACACGGCGGCGCCGACGCCCGCGACGAUGAGCCGGAUGGCGGGGGUGAUGAAGGCGGCGGCGAAGGCGGCGGAGGAGAUGUGA
Molecule: messenger RNA, 408 nt
Organism: Emiliania huxleyi CCMP1516
Lineage: Eukaryota; Haptophyta; Isochrysidales; Noelaerhabdaceae
Exons: 1
Coding region: 1-408 (135 amino acids)
Source: RefSeq, a predicted model, not a curated record